Molecule: messenger RNA, 621 nt
Organism: Fusarium odoratissimum NRRL 54006
Lineage: Eukaryota; Fungi; Ascomycota; Sordariomycetes; Hypocreales; Nectriaceae
Exons: 3
Coding region: 1-621 (206 amino acids)
Source: RefSeq, a predicted model, not a curated record
AUGGCACAGCAGGAGCUGGAGAAGAGAGACCUCUCAGAAUUAACUGCCAUCUGCGAAGAUCUUCCCAAACAAUACGCCAGUGUUGACCCAGGCUGCUCUGCACCACGGAAGAGCGCGGCGCGGCAACAGCAACGCUUCUCCACAAUUACCUGCGCCCUUUUCACUCACUUCGAUACGUCACUCGACCUCGACGUAAUCCGGUCAUUGGUACUGAAGCAGCUUGUCACUAUACGAGUUCAUCUAGAGUUCGCUGCUUUGCAUGACACAGAUUUUCGUGGUACAUCGGAGGUUUUGAAUUCACUCAAAGAUAUCCAGGGGAGGAAGUGGAUCCAGAAACUAGAAGGAAUACCUUCUGAGGUGUUAGACGCGGUCAAAUGCACCAUGGAUAGACUGGACGAGCUUGGAAAGGCGAUUCGACAAGAUCCGGAUCCUGAAGUGCCAACAGACACCCCAGCCCAGAUGCGAUUCACAAAUAUGGGCAACGACUCGGAUCAGAACAGAAAUCCCUCGGUCCCUGCAGGUAUGAACAGCUCCUUGAUCAAAUACGAUUGGUCUGGAUUCGACAGCAUACAUAAGGAGAUGAUGCACCUGAAUUUCGUCAAAUAUAAAAAGGUAAAUUAA